UCUUCGCAUCGCUUGCUCGCUGAUAGUGCCUGCUACACCCGCCAGCUUUCUUGCACUUGGCGGACCGCCGAUACCGAUGUCAAAGCCGCCGUGUAUCCUUGACGAGUCAAGUGGGCGAAACCUGCAGCUGCCAGGAAGUGGAUCCGUACGACCGCACUUGUCGAAAUACCCUUAUGCUGUUACCCUUGCCAUUCGGGGGGCUCCGUGCUGCACCUUAUUCCACCACCCUUUCAGCAUCACCAGCUAGCGGACAUCAAAGAAAGUUGUCGUGUGCAUACGCUUGGCGAUAGAAGUGACCAAAGUUCGCACGUGUCGACUCACUGGCUUCAUUGCCCAAGGUGGGACUUCAAGUGGGCUUGCCGGCAUAACGACGUCGUUAUACCGCGAGUUUCAUCCCGUGUGCGCGGUGCUGAGGUUUAAUUCUGCAACGUUGUGGUGUGCAUUCACGUGCAGCAUCCAGCGAUGGAUGACAAGCCCAAGUUCGGAGGGGUGGACUACGCCGUGUUGGGCGCAAUGUUGUCCGUGUCCUCGGGCAUCGGACUGUUCUUCGCGUGGCGGGACCGGCGCGACCAGUCGAACCAGUCGUUUCUGCUGGGCAACCGGCAGUUGAGCCUCCUGCCCGUAUCGCUGUCCAUGAUGGCUAGCCUCCAGUCGGCGACCACCGUGUUGGGCUACCCCGCCGAGAUGUACUACCGGGGCACACAGUUCUGGGUAGCCAUCUUCGGACUGGCCAUCUCCAACGUCAUCGCGGCCGAGGUUUUUCUCCCCGUCUUCUACAGGCUCCAGUUGACCAGCGUCAACUCGUACUUGGAGAGGAGGUUCAACUCGAUCGCAGUUCGGCUGCUCGGUUCGCUGUCGUUCAUCGUGAACACGAUGUUGUACAUGGGAGUAGUGCUCUACGGACCGUCGCUGGCAUUAGAGUCAGUGACCGGCUUUCCUGUGUGGUCAUCAAUCGUGGUCAUUGGUUUGAUCUGCACGCUGUAUACUGCCCUGGGUGGCAUGAAGGCCGUGGUGUGGACGGACGCCUUCCAGAUGACCGUCAUGUUGGUAGGCAUGCUCAGCGUCGUCGUGUGGGGUGCCAUGAAAGUUGGUGGUUUCGGCGUGGUCUGGGAAACGGCCGUCAGCGGGGGUCGUGUGCAGUUCUUCAACACGCAGUUGGACGUCCACCAUUCGGGCUCGCUGUGGACCGUCCUGUUCGGCACCACGUUCGUCUGGCUCGCCUCGUACGGCACCAGCCAGACGCAGGUACAACGCUUCUGCAGCGUCUCCAGCAUCAAGAAAGCCAAGAUGGCUCUGUACAUAAACAUCCCGGGUGUCAUGAUAAACAUCAGCCUAAGCUGCCUGGCGGGAUUGGUGAUAUAUGCACACUACGCGGACUGCGAUCCUCUCAAGGCAGGCGAGAUAUCCAAUCCUGACCAGCUCGUGCCCUACUUCGUAAUGAAGACUAUCGGUGGCGUGCCCGGUCUUCCUGGUCUGUUCGUGGCGUGCGUCUUCAGCAGCGCUCUCAGCACGCUAUCCUCGGGUUUCAACUCACUGGCCGCCGUCACGUGGGAGGACUUUCUUGUUUGCCAUCUCAGUCUCACCUCUCGGCAGGAGGCGUACAUCACCAAGCUCGUAGCUGCCCUCUACGGACUGCUGACCAUUGGCCUUGCGUUUGUCGCCGGUACAGUGGGAUCCAUCCUCAAAGCAGCCUUCGCAAUGUCUGGUGCUCUGUCUGGUCCUUUACUGGGGGUCUUCACGAUGGGACUGCUCUUUCCCGUAAGCAACAAGAAGGGCGCCCUAGCAGGCCUGCUACUGGGCGAGGCCAUGUGCCUGUGGGUGGUGGUGGGGUCUCUGCUGUACGGUUCACCGAGCGAGGACCUUGCCACGUCCGUCGAAGGGUGCGAAACCGGGCCACUUCCAGUCGUCGGUGGUAACUUCAACGUGUCGCGGCACCCGUCACCGGUGGAGCCAGAGGGGCUUCUCAAGCUGUACCACCUGUCUCAUUUAUUCGUUCCGGUCCUAGGAUUCUGCGUCACUAUGACAGCGGGCAUCAUUGUCAGCAUCCUUACAGGAGGUAACGGACGUACGAAAGACGCCCACCUAUACGUGGAAUGCGUCGCCCGACGCGUGAUGGUCUGCGAGGAAAAGGCACAAGAAUUGGACAACCUAAAGGUAAGCCUUCUUUUCCUUCCUGAUUUUACAGAACGUACCCUGUUACGCAGUCGACAAUCCUCAUGUGCGUCCUCCUAUUAAUACGCUGGCUCACCU
Molecule: messenger RNA, 2250 nt
Organism: Dermacentor silvarum
Lineage: Eukaryota; Metazoa; Arthropoda; Arachnida; Ixodida; Ixodidae
Product: sodium-coupled monocarboxylate transporter 2-like
Exons: 15
Coding region: 463-2235 (590 amino acids)
Biological process (GO): sodium ion transport; transmembrane transport
Cellular component (GO): membrane
Molecular function (GO): symporter activity
Source: RefSeq, a predicted model, not a curated record